GUCGGGCGUCACGGCUGAGCAUCGCUCGUGCCCUCCGCCACAAGAUUUCCACCACCCCCACCCUCCCUCCUAGCUGUCACGACAGAACCAUUCGCCUCGCCUCGCCUCCCCUCCGCCUAUAAAACCCCGGCGUCCCGUUCUUCCUCUCCGGCGACCACAAGAAGCAAGACUUUGUCCCUACCUACGCACACAAAGCAUCCAUCGGUUCCUCGGUUCCUAAGUCAGCGGAGUUUGUUCGCGUUCUCUUCGUCGCCGACAUGCAGCGGAGCAGCUCGUUCGGCACGUCGUGGGCGGACCAGUGGGACACCGGCGCCGACCCGAGCCCGCGGGCGCGCGGCGGCAACGGCAACGGCAAGAAGGUGCAGGGCGGCGGCGUGGAGAAGACCAAGGCGGCCGCGGCCACCGGGCUGAAGAAGGUCAAGGCGGGCACCGCGCAGGGGUUCCAGUGGAUCAAGGAUAAGUACCAGAAGAAGAGCGCCGGGAAGAACGGCAAGCAGGGCGGCGGCUCCGAGGUGGCGGCCGGGUACUGACCGAUGAUCUGAGACGCUUUCCUUCGUGCGCGUGGAUAUAUAUACGGAGUCAGUCAUGGACGGAUGAUGUUCUUGUUCUAGCGUUGUGUUGUCUGCGGACUGGCUAGCUUGCUCUGUUUUUAGCCCUUCUCGUGUACAUAAAUGAAGUAGUAUUUGGUAUUGUUCUUGUUCUUCA
This is a messenger RNA of Hordeum vulgare subsp. vulgare (domesticated barley), 705 nucleotides long. RefSeq lists its product as uncharacterized. Lineage: Eukaryota; Viridiplantae; Streptophyta; Magnoliopsida; Poales; Poaceae. The transcript has a single exon. The coding region runs from base 258 to 530 and encodes 90 amino acids. The record is from RefSeq and is a predicted model, not a curated record.